This is a messenger RNA of Maniola jurtina (meadow brown), 7937 nucleotides long. Its product is annotated as UPF0047 protein YjbQ. The record is from RefSeq and is a predicted model, not a curated record. NCBI's taxonomy places the organism in Eukaryota, Metazoa, Arthropoda, Insecta, Lepidoptera, Nymphalidae. Bases 311 to 808 code for a protein of 165 amino acids. The transcript is spliced from 4 exons.
GUCCAAUAUUAUAUUGUGUUUUUAAAUAAAAAUAAAUGAAAACGCGAACGAAUGAAUGUGAUUUUUUUUCUAAUGACAACAUAUGGCCGAUCGUUUUUCUCUUUCGUUCAAAAAGCUAUUUCACUUUCCCGCAGAAAAUAGGGUGUCGAAUCUGUCCUAUAACCUCCGUUAUAUUUAUUACAAUUUAAAGAUCGAAGAUGUAUCUUUUAUGAUAAUUGUGGAUAAAUUCAUAUAAAGAUUGUUCAAAGUGAUGUUGUGUAAGAUCAUUUGUGUUCUUGCGAUAAUUCUGUAGCGUUUUUAAAAAUUAAACAUGGCCUCGAAUCGAGGAAUUCAGAUUGGAUCCGCGUGGUUUCAACGGAAGCUCAACUUGAGGCCGCAGCACCGGGGCGUGCACCUGGUCACCGAGGAGAUCCUCAAGCAGGUGCCCGAGUUGUCGCAGUUUGCGGUCGGGCUCUGCCACAUCCAAAUAAUGCACACAUCGGCGAGCCUCGCGCUCAACGAGAGCUGGGACCCUGAUGUCAGAGACGAUAUGGAAAUGAUGCUCAACAAAAUAGUGCCAGAAGGUCUGCCUUACCGCCACUCGUGCGAAGGCCCUGACGACAUGCCCGCACAUGUGAAAGCUUGCUUCCUCGGGUCUUCGCUGACGAUCCCUAUCACAGAUGGCAAAUUGAACUUGGGUACUUGGCAAGGAGUAUGGCUUUGUGAACAUCGGAAUCACGCUGGAAGCCGAAAGGUGGUGGUGACUCUGUCGGGGUGUCCGCGAGACUCCCCGCUAUCGCCGGUAUCAGCCGCGUCGUGUUCCAGUUAGGAGAGGGGGGGGGUCGCGACCCCCCGCACGCAGUCCCACUCGCGACCCUCCUCCAAGAGCACGCGGAGGUAAACCCACCCCACUCACACACCAAAAAACAAGCAACAAACCCUAGGCGAUAGUUCUUACUCUUAUCUUCGAACGACAAUAUGUACAUAAGAUUAAUGUUUUUGUAAUCUACAACCACUCAACCCAUAGGAGACACUUCCAAAGUCCGACAUAUUAUUUACUCUUUAUAAGGUUUCAGGCAAGAAUUAAUUACCUAUAGUAUUUUACACUAGAUGAAUUUAUUUGUCAGAGUAUAGAAUCUUAUUGUACACGAUUGUCAAAGUUGGUUAAUUUACAAAUUUUUAAAGUAGGUCUUUUUUCCAAGCUUUUUGUAUCGACUAUUGAUAACCUGUUGCUAUAUUUAGGCAUGUUCUUUAGUGGAUAUAAUGCUGUAUUCUCUGAAAUCAUGAAUAUAGGAAAUGAUUCAAAAUAAACAACUACAUCAACUCAUUAGUUGGUGAUAAUACUCAAAGGAUUCAUUUAGGUCUAAUUUGGCAAAUUAAUUAUUAUUUAAAAAAAAAUAGCUCAUUUAGCCUUGAAAAUAAAAUUUGGAAUAGUAACCAGUCCAUAUUAUAUGGGCUGGUUACUAUUCUUCUUUCUGAUACGUAAUAAAUUUCAGUUACCAUCAUUACUAUUAUUCUGGUAUCGAUUGUUUAUAUCAACAGUUGCUAUUGUACUAAUGGUUUUUGAUUCAUGACAGAUGUAAGGGUUCUGUUUUUCUUUUUAUAGUGUAGAAUCCUAAAAAUUAAGUUCAACGACGGCGUCUCUUAUGGGUUGAAUGCUAGAUGUUUGUAACUCUGCAUGGCAGUUUGAGCAGAACCUUCAAGACCACCUCGCAUGCCGAUUUUGUGCAAGCCAAAUUGAACGAACCACCAUUUGAGGUUCAUUGAUUAAAAUUAUUGAUCGUAAUUUCAUCAAUACUACCCUUAGAAUGAGUUUCUACAUCUCGAACAUGUUGAUAGUUUCUGGUGUUACACUAUAAUGUCAAUAGAUGAUAUUAUUGUAUGGCUCAAAUUCGUCCAUACAACUACAGCUAGCAUCCCGGAAACUAUACUAAAUUAAACUAGGUUAUUAGAUUAAUGUACGACUUUUAAACAAGGGAGUUUUAGGUUUAUUUUACAUCAAUGUUAACUGUUUCAAUACUCAAAACUAUCAAUGUUGUCGAGAUAUGAAAACUGUUACUAAGGGUACUGUUUAUAUGAGUGCUCAGUACUACAUAGUUGGUGUUUGCAUACAAGCGAAUGGUCAAAUCUUUAGAAUCAUAGUUUAGCAGAAGCGUCACAAAAAUUGAAGAGUAAACGGUCCCUGCGUUGGCUGUUGCGGCGGUUGUUUCGUUCCUACACCACCACAGUUGGCACAACAGUUUCAACUUUCGUAGGCCGAGCUAAUCAGUUGGUGUUAGGAAAAAGCUCUGAGCUUGAACCUGCGCAGUGGGUGAUUUAUUGAUCUAUUUAGUGGUACGCAGUUAGGCACAACUGUGUGGAUAUCUGUCCUGCCACGCAAUCGGUUUAUCAGGCAAACUUUUCGUUUUUACAAGCAGUACCUAUGUGCGACACAUUCCCCUCCACUGUCGCCCAGAGCUCUUUUUAACCGACAUCAAAAAAGGAGGAGGUUCUCAAUUCAUCGGUUUUUUUUAACCUGAAACCAACAUCAUAGACUGGUGGCCUGUUCAAAUAGGAAUUGAUAUUGGUUCCCGUUCCCCGACCAUUUCCGUACCUGUAGCGAAGUGCCAUGCAAAGAUAAUGCCCUGUUGAUGUUAUUAGUGUCCGACCGAAUUUCUAUCAUUAAUAGUAGUCAGAUUUUUGGUUUUGGCUGAGUUUAUUGUAAAUGGGCUCGAGUUAAAUAUUUUUAAAACCAGUUUUCUUGGUGUAAAUUACGAAUUAUCUGAAUGUUUGUAAAGAUCAUAUUGCGCGCUCAAUUGAGCUUCAUAGCUCAAUUGAGUGCGAAUUGGAACUGUAAACUUUCUGUUAAGUAGUGCGAGAAAAUUUGAGGCUGGAGUCCUGUUACGAUAUGGACCGCGAAAAAUAUGCAUUAAAAAAUAAUGUACCAAAAGCUGUUCAAAGUGUGCAGAGGGGUGUUUUGGGCGGCAAGUACCAUACCUCGCAUACGAUACGUAGCAUACCUCGCAGAUCUCACGUUAUUGUGCACGUGUAGAUAACUAAACAAAAUACGAUGUUUUGGAAAACUCCUUCAGCCAAAUAUUUUUUAGCCGCGGUUCCUGCGAAAGAAAAAAAUGAACAUCGGUCGGACACUAGAUGUAAUUGUUCGGUCAAAGUAAACUGAACCAGUUUAAUUUGUACAUAUAAGGUUAUGUGCAACAAUUUUAAAACGUAUACAUAAAAUAAUGAAUUGUUGUUUUGUUACGACAAGUUGUCGAUAUGUAAAUAGAUCACGCGUGGUCGUGGACAUGCUUGUAGUCUCGGUUAUCGAAGGGUCGAUGUGACAUCUAUUUUAACCAUUUCUAAUCGUAAUUAUGUUAAGGGAUACGAGAGUUCAGUCGUAUUUAUUUCUACUGCACGACUAUUUUCACUUUCACACGUUCUUUUGUCAACGCUCACCAGUAGGCUUAGUGUAAGAUUUUACCAUCUCGUUGAUAGAAUUCGAGCGUCGAAACACUUCAUCGAUAAAGUUAAACUAGCUCGUUUUAAAGCUUCCAUAGAACAUACAUCUUCAGCCGCGGAAAUGUUGCGAAAUUAAAAUUGGUGGUGCUGAAUUUUUGACUUGUAGGAUUUAAAGUUCUUUAGGCUCAUUUUAGUUUGAAGUUAUUGCGAUUCGACGCUCGCAUUUUAUCAACGAGGGUGAGAUGUAAAAUCUCCUACUGACCACACUGAAGUCACUAUAUUUUCACCACGGUACGUUAGACGUUUUUAUGAGGUCGACACUUAUUUAACGACACCAAAACUUUGUACGUAACCGCACUGGUUAAAAAUCAGUUGGAUGAAGUUUGACGAUCCGGACUUAGGAUGUAUAGUUAAGUACUGUGUACGUCUACGAUACCUCCCUUCUUUCUCCGUGUUAGGUUAGAAAUUGAUUAACGGUUAGUAUGUGAAAAUAUGUCCAUAGCUUUAAAUGUGUCGCGCCCGUUGUAUCAACGGGUCCCUGACGGGUGACAGUGAGCUAACCAAAUGUAACACUAGUUAGAGUAGUAUAUCAUUAACAGUUAAGGUCAUUUAAGUGCCUCGGACUCAUGGGGUGGUAUGUAUCAUUUGCGAAUCGUCUCGGACGGCUGGCUUCUACCGACAUUAUACUGACAUUACACAGCAUCACACUCACUCGCCUCUCAUAGCGUCUGCUUCUCUCGAUCGCGUGCGCUCCGUAGCCUUAGUUAAGGUUUUACAUUUCAACAACUUUGAUUGAAUUCGAGCGUCAAAGCACUUUAAUAUUAAAAUGUACCUUAACUGCCUUGUUUUAAAGCUCAAGUUCGUCCAUACAUCUAUAGCCAGCGCUUUCAAGCGGAAACUUUGCGAAAUUAAAAUCGGUGGUAGGUAGUUAGGUACUGAAUUUUUGACUUUAAAUCAAGAACCUUUAGGUCUAUUUUACUCAGACGCUAUUGUGUUUUGACUUUCGAAUUGUAUCUACCUUGGUGAGAUGUAAAAUCUCAUACUAACCAUAUUAGCGUUUGACGCAACGUCGCGUCGCUUGUUUUCCCAUCGUACACGCACUGGUUUUCGGGUAUACAUCUUUGGAAACGAUCUUUGAAUUCAUAAUGUGUAUGUAAAGCGUAUAUAUGUAUAGAUGUAUGUCUUCCUAUGUAAGUACACCAGGAUUAGUGUUAUAUUGGCAUAUGGUAUCUGGAAUAUGUGAACGGCUUAGGUAUACCAGCAUCGCCUGAUCCGGCCACGACUAAGUAACUUAGCAUACGAAUAUAACGAUAGUGGACUUCAUUGGACCUGUCGACAUUCUAGUAAAUAAUAGCCAGUAAAAUAGAAUAAAUGGAAUAAUUGGUAGCGAAUGUCUUUUUAUAUGGACUGAAUGGUAGCGAGAAUUAAAUUUAGAGAGUACUCCAUUGUAUGACUCGGUUCAUAUAAUUUUAAAUAACAUUCCAUUAAAGUACAGAUUUGUAAGACACAUUCCAAGUGUGAAACGACACUGGUCUCCUUAUCACAGUGCUUCAAAGUGUUCUAUUAGCAUUUUUACACAGUAACGUGUCAUCGAAAUUGCCUAUACUGCACAAUUAGACUCAAAUCUAGUUAGGAGUUAAAAUUAUAAAAAAUAGACUACAGAAGUUAAGGUCACUUUAGAGGUGCUGGCUGUGGGACAGUUGUUUAUCGAGUGCAGUGGGAGUCUCGGAACACGCCAAUAUUGGGUGCUUUGCAGGACAUUUACAAUAUUUAAAUGGCGCUGGCGCCUAGAGCCUGCAUGGCGGGAUGUAUUUCGAAAUUUAUCUGUAUUGUAAGAUUGGACGACUUGAUAUCAAAAGGCUAAACCGUAAUCAAAAUGCAAUCGGCCUGAAGUGCAACGGGACCGUACUGAAAAGCUUUACAUUAACUCAAACAAUGUCCGAUGCGACUUCAGCGGUUGCAGCGUAAAGGCUCGUAUGAGUGCUCAGGGAACAUACGCACAAGCACCGCGGCCAGCGCCGCACUCACGUUUUGAUACCGCAAUGUACAGCGUAGAUGUCACGGACAUGCGAACUUUUGUCUCAUGGACAAUAUAGACUUACUCUACUUAGAGCUUAUCGACUGUUUAUAAAGCGGACUCGUUUGGCGCUAUUCAAUCAUAAAAUGGGACGUUCGGGCAUCGCUUUUUCGAGUGUCUUCAAGCAGACACACAGAGUGCGGCUCUCAAAGCAAAUCUAGUGGAAUUUAUACACCUCUAAACCUCCAGGAACUGAUUUCUGCUUCAAUAAUCACGCAAGUGGAUGUUUCAUUGCGUGGUUAGUAAGAGUAGGUAUAGUCCGUACCAAAUGACUUCUCACGCGCCAUUUUAACUCUAUAUCAAAAGUACGGUUCGCCUUUAAAAUAAGGACUAAAAUCGUACUUUUGACAUGACAUUUGAGUCAUAAAGUUGAAAUGGCGCGUUAGUAAUUUUUCACGCAUUAUACGAUAAUUUUAUGUCAAAAUGUAUCAGUAGUAUACGAAAAGACACGCGCGCGAACUUUUUAUCGGUCAGUUAUAGUUUGAAAGAAAUAUAAUAUGACGCGACGCAGUGAAAUUACGUGAGGUAUCGCCGCGAUAUUCGGUUUAGAUCUGUCUCUAGCUUUACGAUUCAAUAGCGCACAGUGUGUCCUGUCUAUUAUCCCUCACUACACAAUUUCUUUUUCUUCGCAUUCAAUGAACAAAUAGUUAGGGCACUUCAUGACAGUUUUUGAUUACAUUUUGCUACUUUUUGCACUUUCUUUUACAAUCGCUUUAAUAAUAAUAUUAUGUACAUUAUAUGCUUUCUCUUGGAUAGUAUUUGGGUGUCGGUUUUAGGGAGGAGUUUAAUAAGUGCUUUUUACAAUAUUGAUCGGUAAUUUGUAAAUAUUUUUUGCUAUUAUAUAGUGUACAUGUAUAUUUAUUCGUGUACAUAAAUAAAAGUUCAUAAUAAUUAUGUAAAAAAUGUUCAAGUGCUAUUUGUGUAUGAGUGUUAGGUAUGCCACUGCCAUUGGAGAUUUGCCUCUUUAUAAUGUUACGUGAAUAAACAAAUUAAGCUUGAAACAUAUUUAUAACUUGCCACUCGCUGAGCCGACCGCCGUGGACUCCACGGAACGUUGUUGUAGUAUUUUCUACGACCACCAAAACACAUUACUAUAUAGAUACGAGACAUUACGUCGCAUCAUCGGGUGGCAUGUUAAAAGUAUGUUCCCGGCCAUAUAGUCUUCGAUUAAUUAUGAUUUGACUAUCCUGAGUUUAUACUUCAUAUUAUCUUAAUAAUGAAUUCUGUAAAUGUAGCAAGACGACUGGUUUCGUCGAUAUUUCCCUUAUUUUGGUCAAAAUAAUGUUUCCACCAUUCCGGGGCAAUAAGUUUCCCCUUUUUAUGUGUGAACCCAUUCCAGGCUGUUUAAUUACAACGAAAACGUUAGUUUUACCUUAGGUUUUAUUGGUCAUUGCUUCUAGAAAUUGUCCAAAUAAUAAGAUUUCAAUCUGUGUACAGAACCUAAUCAUUUUAGUAAGGUUUAAAAAAAAGUGAGUCUUAGAUCACAACGCCGCGCUGUUACUUUUUGCAGAGCUACCAAGUGUUAGUGGAUAUUGGGUGACUUUCGAUUACAGAUAGCUCCUUAUAGAAGGUAUAAAAAGUUACUCAGUGUUGUUUUGUUGCAAAACAUUGCUCCACAAAAAGUUACAGCGGUGUGGAUGCACCAUUCGGUGAUGUAAAUCCUAUUGUAUCCUUCCGUUCAUUGAAACUGAAUUUUAUGGUCAUUUAUUUUUGAUUUUAAUGUAAAAAGUAUUGAUAAACGACAAUAUCAUUUAUGGCCAUGUGAGUAAGAUUUAGUUUUGAGGGACGCAAUUUAGAAUUUAAUUUAGCUUAGUGACUCAAACAAAUUACUUACCUACCAAUAAAUAAGAAAACAAAACACAAAUAGCCAAAAUAACAUUAAGUAAGAGUAGAAACAUACUUGGGAGACACGACGUGUGUUCAGUUUUUUUCUAUGAGAACCACGCUGAGUGAAAACGACGCAUCUGGUGACUGGUCGCGUUUCAAAAGUAUGCAUCUGCCUGAUUAACGCAUUUAUUUGUUCUCUGUUUGGGUGUUUUCAAUAUUAUGAAUAAACAUAUUGAUUAAUUAAUAAAAAAGUAAAUUCACUAUAAGGGCACGAGUUUUUAAUCUUAAUAAUUAUUUAUCAGCAUAAGGUAAUUAAUUUGUUAAUUAUACUGCACAUAGAAAAGUGAGGUUGUAAUCAGGAUUUAUAAAAAUUUAACCAAUAUAUAAAAAGAUGGCAGACAAAUAAUUUGUGUGUAUAUUAUUUAAGAUCGAUAUUUAUGGUAUGAAUACGAUUGUACAGAUCACAAAACUCAAGUCUCUGGGCCAUACACACAGUUGGUUUUAUGAGCUCACAUGUGACUGAGGAAAGUCACAAUAAUUUAAUUGUAUAAACUUGUACAAUAUAAAUAUUAUAGAUCCACAAUUAUGAAAAAGAUUAAAUAUUUGCAAAAGUUAA